GUCUUUACGGAAGCCGGUCCCCACAACAUUAGACAACAUGGCAACUGCUGCGCAGUGUCCCGGCGGUGCGGAGGAGGAUUUAACGGAAAGCCAGGAGAGUUCAGGGGCGGGGAAAGACAGCGGUACACCGGGAGCUGCUGCCCGGGACAAGCCCGUGUGCCUGAUCGUGCUGGGCAUGGCGGGCUCCGGGAAAACAACCUUCGUUCAGAGGCUGACUGCUCACCUUCACUCUCGUAAAGCUCCUCCUUAUGUCAUCAACCUGGACCCCGCCGUCCUCGAAGUCCCCUUCCCUGCGAACAUCGACAUCCGGGACACCGUGAACUACAAGCAGGUGAUGAAGCAGUAUGGCCUCGGACCCAACGGAGGCAUCGUGACGUCCCUCAACCUGUUUGCUACACGCUUUGAUCAGGUGAUGCAGUUCCUAGAGAAGAAGCAGCAGAAUCACCGGUACGUGUUGAUUGACACCCCGGGUCAGAUUGAAGUCUUCACCUGGUCAGCGUCAGGAACCAUCAUCACAGAGACUCUGGCCUCGUCCUUCCCCUGUGUCGUGAUCUACGUGAUGGACACGUCCCGCAGCGUCAGUCCCGUCACAUUCAUGUCCAACAUGCUGUAUGCCUGCAGGUACACACAGAACUAA
Cottoperca gobio is the source of this 637-nucleotide messenger RNA. It is a transcript of the gene gpn1, whose product is annotated as GPN-loop GTPase 1. The record is from RefSeq and is a predicted model, not a curated record. NCBI's taxonomy places the organism in Eukaryota, Metazoa, Chordata, Actinopteri, Perciformes, Bovichtidae. The transcript has 6 exons. Gene Ontology annotation, molecular function: GTPase activity. Bases 38 to 637 code for a protein of 199 amino acids.